Talaromyces stipitatus ATCC 10500 is the source of this 1125-nucleotide messenger RNA. RefSeq names its product rRNA processing protein, putative. The coding region runs from base 53 to 1060 and encodes 335 amino acids. The record is from RefSeq and is a predicted model, not a curated record. The transcript is spliced from 3 exons. Gene Ontology annotation, cellular component: nucleolus; small-subunit processome. Lineage: Eukaryota; Fungi; Ascomycota; Eurotiomycetes; Eurotiales; Trichocomaceae. Gene Ontology annotation, molecular function: small ribosomal subunit rRNA binding.
ACACAACCUCGACAUCAAUUAAUAACAAUUCUUCUCGGACUCAUUAAACAAGAUGAGAGCCAAACGUUCCAAGAAAUAUCGUAAGCUCAUGCAUCAGUAUGAGCUUACCUUUGGUUUCCAUGAGCCUUAUCAAGUAUUAGUCGACUCGAAUUUCUUGCGCGCAGUACAUCAAUUCAAAAUGGAUCUUAUACCAGCCCUUGAGCGAACGCUGCAAGGCAAAGCCAAGCCAUUGUUAUCGAAAUGCUCGCUCGCUGCUAUCAUGGCCGCUCAACCCAUCAAUCCUAAGACAAAUAAGCCAUACCGGCCCUACCACCUUCCUCCGCCAACCGAGCUACCACUGCGACACUGCUCCCAUAACGAUGACGAUACCCCCAUUGACGAAGUCGAAUGUCUUUUAUCACUGAUCUGCCCAAACACGGAUACAAUGCGCAAUAAAGAGCACUAUAUUCUUGCGACCGCUGAGCCCGUCCCAUUGCCGCAGGACGACGUCAAUUCAGAUAACCCUAAACAACGAAGACAAGCAGAAGCAUUAAUGAAGGAACGCAGCGAGAAAGCGGUCGCUCUACGAUCAGGCGCACGUGCUGUUCCGGGUGUACCAAUUAUAUACGUCAAAAGAUCAGUCAUGGUUUUAGAGCCGUUCAGUAUACCGUCUGAAAAAGUGCGAUUGGGCGUCGAGAAGAGCAAGUUCAAAGUCGGUAUGGAGGCGGCGCUGGAUGUAGUCAAUAAUCUCAAACGGAAGAGGGAGGACGAAGAGGACGGUCCAUCUACUUCAGCUCGAGAUCGAACUGCCAAAAAGGCCAAAGCACCGAAUCCGCUUAGUAUGAAAAAGCCAAAGAGGCGAGAGAAACAAAAGCCUGAGGAACAAGGGAAGAAGAAAGACAAGAAGCCGGAACCCGACAGUCGGGAUGAGGGCACUCAAGAUAAUGCGGCCGAUGCGGAAGGAGAACAGUCAGGCAAGAAGAAGCGUAAGAGGAAGCAUAAGAGUUCGAAAUCUGGAAACGCUGUCGAAUCUGCGGAUGGUGCUGUCUCUAAUGAAGUUCACUCUGCAGGGGAUGAUUGAUUUAUGCUUUUCAAAUCAUUAUGCGGCGUUUUGGUGUUUACUACUUUAGAGAUUCCAAAAGUGUA